GGUGGGCACACUGAAAAAGAAUAUUUUCCGUAGCAGUUUUUGGAAUUAAUGUACGUUUAUUUAGUUUGUAAAACAUGUCACUUGGCAAUGCCGAUCCUUGGCACUUGAGUAACACAACAAUUGAGCAAGGGAGCACGGAUUCCGCGGAGAACAGCGAUAGUUUUGAGGAUAACUUCACGCCACCGCCCACAGGCAAAGAGGGCAACGCCGAAAAGGACGCAAAAAUUAACGAAGGACAUGAGCCGCUGCCGGAUUCCAGCGACUAUCUGAAGUUACUAGAACGGAAGCUGGCCCGGGUGCAAAAGGGCAACAAACUGCUAGAUAACCUGCGCGACAAGCGGGAGGAUUGCAUGCGGGGAUUACUCUCCUCCGAGGGAGUGCCCAUUUCCAUAUUCGAGCAGUUCCUCGAGCUAGACGCCCCCAUCGAGAGUGGGCGACUCCACCGGCACCUGCUGCCCGUUCAGGCCGUGAACGUUGGUGAAACUGUGUGCAUAGUAAACCACGACGCACUGCAGCAAACGGCGGAGGAAGAGGAGGAUCAGCCACCGGCUGAACACUAA
Messenger RNA from Drosophila elegans, 560 nucleotides. RefSeq lists its product as uncharacterized. Lineage: Eukaryota; Metazoa; Arthropoda; Insecta; Diptera; Drosophilidae. The transcript has 2 exons. The record is from RefSeq and is a predicted model, not a curated record. Bases 75 to 560 code for a protein of 161 amino acids. Gene Ontology annotation, biological process: cilium organization.